Molecule: messenger RNA, 1879 nt
Organism: Culex quinquefasciatus (southern house mosquito)
Lineage: Eukaryota; Metazoa; Arthropoda; Insecta; Diptera; Culicidae
Product: C-type lectin mannose-binding isoform
Exons: 3
Coding region: 76-597 (173 amino acids)
Source: RefSeq, a predicted model, not a curated record
CACGGCUGUUCGGCUGUUUACUUCAACUCAGUCUUGAGCUGUGUUCGUGGAGGUUCAACCAUAAUUAAAGAAGUCAUGAAUUCAUUGCAAAUUGAAACACUACUUUUGAUAAGUUUAGUAAGUUUUACUGCGUCAGAAAUACUCGCUGGUCAAACUGUAAAGGAUAUUCUAACAAAGCACAAAUGUCUAUGCCCUUGUGGAAAAGAUUGGGAUGCAACCAAAGGAUUUGUCGUUCCGUUUGAGGAAGGCAAUUGGUUCGAAGCAGUGUCCUACUGCGCUAGCCAGGGAAUGUCGAUGCUGCAACUGCGGGACAAGUUCGACAGCCAGGAUCUGAAGCAAUGGCUCGACGACCACGGGUACGGAGCGGGGCAAAACUUUUGGAUCGGCGCCAACGACUUGGCCAAACCGGGGCUGUUUCGGUGGGGGCUUACGGCUAACGAGGUGACCUUCAGCAAGUGGGCCCGCGGUGAACCCAACUUUAUGACCGUCCGGGGAGAAACCGAACACUGCGUCGAGCUGAAUCCCAACACCAUGGAGUGGAACGAUUCGGGAUGUUCGAAGCGGCUGCACUUUAUUUGUGAAACAUUCUCGAAUUAGAUUUGCUUUAAUAAAAAGCUUUUAUUGACUAAAAACUAAUCUUCACAUAUGUAGUGUUGAGCUACGUGGCAGGAGAUAUCGUUCCAGGUCCACUUGGCAAAACGUCCAACUUCCAGGCAACGCUCUUCCACAAUGUCCGGUUGGCCAGCGUUCCAGUUGGUGUAACCGGUAAGUUUGGUAAAGUCGUGUGAAACCCAAAACCAGCUCCUGUUGUCAUCUCCCAGCUUCAUGCCACCAAUGUAGUAGAUAGACUUCCGAUGUACCUUGUUCAAGGUUUCCUCCAGCAAGGCUGCGUCCUCAGCAGAUGUGACCGUUGCCAGUCGUUGGCCAUUCCGGAGACAGGCGUUCCAAGCCCCAAGAAAGUCCACUCUUUGGUCGUGAUAAACGUGGUAGCGUUUCACUGGACUUGGUUUGAAUCCACCAUUUCCGCAGACACUGUCACCAGGAAAUACGAUUCGUUUUGCCUCAAGAUCAUUGGAGUCGAGUUCAGAUGCACAGAAACUUAACGAGAGAAUGAAACUUAGCAAUACUAGCAUUUUUGAAGCCAUACACUACUAGUUCAGUUGAUACUCGUUGGUAGAAUAAUCUCAUCAGAUUAGAAUUCUUUCUUUUUGCCUUUUUUACUUUGAUCUGGGUGUACAAUACAGGAAGCUCUAUAGUUUCAUUGAUGUCACCUUUAACCUUUAACUAUAUAAACUCACGAUAGUGUUCAAUUGAAGUAUAAAACAACCUUCUAGUGAUAGCAAUGCAGUACAACGCAGUGUUCUAAGCGCAUCUAAAAUGACCACAUCUAGAAUCUUGAAAAUUGUUCUGUUACUUUUAUACAGUUCAAUAACCAUCACCUCAGGGCAGUCAAAAAAGCAGUACCACGUGUAUUACGACAGGCUCGUGAAUUUCUACGGCGCGGUAAGUGCCUGUCACAGCUAUGGUCAGCGGUUGGCCACCGUAACCUCGGCGGAGGACACCAGCCGUCUGCAGCAGGCCAUCGCCAAAACGAGCCGUUCCGGGCUCUUUUUCACCGCUGGCUACGAUUCUGGGCACAACGGAGAGUGGGUUUGGUUCCCGAAUGCAACGAAAAUUUCCACCACCGGGUACAGCAAUUGGCACUCGAGCCAACCGGAUAACCACGAGGAGCGCUGUCUGGAGGUGGGCCGCUUCCCCGGGACCAUGUGGAACGACAUCUCUUGCUCGGCGGCGCUGUUUUAUAUUUGCGAGGAGCAAGAUUGAGACUGUUUGAGACUUUGUUUAUGUGUUUUGUUUCACAGUAAAAAUUAAUCAUGAA